AUGACCCAACUAGAGUGGAGUAUCGACCGCUCAUUCUUCCAAACGCUGGAUUCAAUAUGGGGCCCUCACUCGAUCGACCUAUUUGCCUCUCCUAGGAACGCCCAGCUUCCCCAAUUCAUGACGUGGAAACCUCACCCCCAAGCGCUCAACUUCAACGCCCUCCAACGACCAUGGACCAAACUGGGCAACCUUUACAUCUGUCCCCCUUGGAAUCUCAUCCCACAGAUUCUCCAGAAACUUCAUACUUUCGCCUCCGGGCGCGGCACCAAACGUGCUCGAGAAGAACCCGCAUUCGAGGCUCCAGGCAUGGCGCGUAAGCGGCGCCUAUACUCGGAAAUAGGACUCAGCUCAGACGCGUCACAUACGAUAUUGGACUCGCCACAAGCCCAACGCCGACACGUCGCUUACGGUCCUACCCAACAAGUCUACAUCCGAUGGGCACAAGAGCGGGAUGAGGACCCGUUUCACCCAGAUCCAGCCCUCCUCAUCAACUAUCUCGCCCACCAACGCCGCACAAGAGAUUGGAAGCCGACCACCGUCCUCGCUAAACGCUCCACAAUUUUAGACCUGUUCAGCGAUCGAUCGCCAAUCACGGAGAGCAUGGUUUACAAAGAUUAUAUCGCUGCGCUGAAGGCUACGGACAUAAAGCCCGCAGAAAUCGGUUGCCUGGACAUCUCGCCUGCACUUGCCUACUUGCAAUCGCUGCCCAACAAUGACGAUAUGGCACUAGUCCAGUUGACGCGCAAACUUUGCUGGCUCCUGGACAUUUGUAGCUUCCUCCGCGCGGACGACAUUCAUUGCGUUGACAUCAACAAGACGACCUUUGACAAGCGGUACUUGAAGCUCUUUGUUCUUCUUCCUAAGGAGAGACGCAAGGGCAAGAGGAUUGAGAAGGUGGUGUAUAUAUCCGCCAACUCUGACCCCAAACUCUGCCCCUUGGCUGCUUAUCAGUUCUACACCUCGCGUAUCAAGGAUCACCCAGUGACGGUUCCGCAUCCCAAGGACAAGAAUUUUACAAUCUGCCCUUUCAUUCGUAAUACUCUUCGCCUACAUGCAGCUGUCUCUAUGCAAACCAUCUCCAAUCACAUGGAUUCGAUCUCGACCUUGAUACCUGAGGUUGAACGCCCCACCCGUCGUGUCAAGCCCCGAGCCAUUGGAUCUACCAUCGCCGCCGAGUCGGGUAUGUCUAUUGACGACAUCAUUGCACACGGAAAUUGGUCCUCUCCCGACACGUUCCAAAAUUUUUACCGUCUCGCGAGUAGGACCAGGUCCAAUUUUACUGAGAUAACACUCAGUAAAAGCUCUGGAUCCACAUUAUAG
Molecule: messenger RNA, 1320 nt
Organism: Gamsiella multidivaricata
Lineage: Eukaryota; Fungi; Mortierellomycota; Mortierellomycetes; Mortierellales; Mortierellaceae
Exons: 2
Coding region: 1-1320 (439 amino acids)
Biological process (GO): DNA integration; DNA recombination
Molecular function (GO): DNA binding
Source: RefSeq, a predicted model, not a curated record